Messenger RNA from Aaosphaeria arxii CBS 175.79, 1521 nucleotides. RefSeq names its product PALP-domain-containing protein. NCBI's taxonomy places the organism in Eukaryota, Fungi, Ascomycota, Dothideomycetes, Pleosporales. The transcript is spliced from 4 exons. Gene Ontology annotation, cellular component: cytoplasm. The coding region runs from base 30 to 1250 and encodes 406 amino acids. Gene Ontology annotation, molecular function: cysteine synthase activity. The record is from RefSeq and is a predicted model, not a curated record.
CAUGGUCCCAAUUGGUGGCCUGUAAGAAGAUGCCAGACAGGUCUCAGUACUACACUCUAGGAGCUUUCCUCCUGGGCGUGGUUCUGACCAGCGCCUGGACCCAGCAGUGGUCAAGCUCGCCGUCUCGUAAAUCUCGAAAUCGGCAAAGACCAAAUGUCAAGGAUCAUGAGGGUUCGGCAGAGCACGAUGGCAUCAAAGAAGGAAUAGAGGGAUGCAUUGGCAAUACGCCAUUGAUCAAAAUCAAAUCACUUUCAGAAGCUACUGGGUGCGAAAUUUUGGCGAAAGCUGAGUUUCUAAAUGGAGCGGGUAACAGUCCAAAAGAUAGAGUCGCCUUGAGUAUCAUUCAAAUGGCCGAAGCCGAUGGACUUUUAACGCCCCACUCCGGCGACACAGUCUACGAAGGUACCGUCGGUAGCACAGGCAUCUCUUUAGCGGCCAUAUGUAGAGCGCGAGGUUACAAGGCACACAUAUGUAUGCCUGAUGAUAUGGCGAUCGAAAAGUCUGAUCUGCUUCUGAAACUGGGUGCAGAAGUCGAAAGAGUCCGACCGGCGCCGAUUGUAGACCAGAAACAAUUUGUCAAUUUGGCACGCAGCAGAGCAUUAGAGCAUACUGCCGAUCCCAACAAACGUGGCAGCGGUCUGUUUGCAGAUCAGUUCGAAACAGAGGCUAAUUGGAAAGCGCACUACGCCGGCACAGGCCCGGAGAUAUAUGAUCAGACUGAUGGCAACCUCGAUGCUUUCGUCAGCGGAGCAGGCACUGGCGGCACAAUUUCAGGUGUUGCUCUGUUCCUUAAGGAAAAGCUGCCGGGUCUGAAGGUUGUCCUGGCUGACCCACCCGGCAGUGGCUUGUACAAUCGUGUGAAAUUCGGAGUCAUGUUCAAUACUAAAGAAAAAGAAGGCACACGCCGCAGGCAUCAAGUGGAUACCAUUGUAGAAGGUAUCGGUAUCAACCGUGUCACUCAGAAUUUCGAGGUCGGCAGGGAGCUGAUCGACGAUGCUGUCAAAGUAACAGACGAUCAAGCAAUCAAGAUGGCGAGGUGGCUAGUAGAGCACGAUGGGAUAUUCUGUGGCAGCAGUAGUGCUGUGAAUUGUGUUGCAGCAACGACGCUGGCGAAGCAGCUCGGUCCUGGUCACCGCAUUGUGACUUUGCUAUGUGACAGUGGCGCGAGGCAUUUGAGCAAAUUCUGGGCCAAUAAGGAAGUUGGUGGAAGCGAAGACGAUGUGUCACUCGAGAGUGUUCUCCAACCGUAGAGUUUGGACUAUGUCCCUUUGAAGAUGUUUCGCACGGAGACCAUAUCCGCAUGGAACAAUCCAUUGAUUGCGGCGUCACCCCAGAAAUGAACUCCAUGGCACAUUGAAGAUUUCAACUUCCACAAUACGAACUCGAAACUUCACCUUCAUAGCGGAAAGACAACAUCAUUGUUUAAUCUGGUUUCUAAAUUUCUAACAGGACGGUCAAAGAACUUCAAAUACCGCUUUGAAGCGCUUUGUGUGAAAAUGAUAGACAUUGCCAGAGACAAAG